This is a messenger RNA of Zychaea mexicana, 990 nucleotides long. RefSeq lists its product as uncharacterized. Gene Ontology annotation, cellular component: nucleus; mitochondrial inner membrane. The coding region runs from base 1 to 990 and encodes 329 amino acids. Lineage: Eukaryota; Fungi; Mucoromycota; Mucoromycetes; Mucorales; Lichtheimiaceae. The transcript is spliced from 2 exons. Gene Ontology annotation, molecular function: metal ion binding; nucleic acid binding; RNA endonuclease activity. The record is from RefSeq and is a predicted model, not a curated record. Gene Ontology annotation, biological process: apoptotic DNA fragmentation.
AUGUCGUCGCCUGUCGCUGAACGUGUCACCUACUUGGUAGGUGGCGCUGCCCUUGGUGCUGUCUCGUACGCUGCCUAUCAAAAGUUUGCCCAAAAACCUCGUCCUGCUGCCAUUGCCCACCCUGUUCCUUCACCAGUAGCACCUGUCAGUGGCCCGAAUGUACCUGGCCCAGCAGCUGGAGGUCCACAACGUUCAUUAGACACGAUUGAAAAGGCCAAAUCAAUUUUGCCUUUUGGUUUUCCUGGACCGAUCAAUGACAUUGUGUACCGUAAUGCCUACGUCGUGUCCUACAAUCGCCGCGAUCGUAAUCCCAACUGGGUCGCUGAACACUUGACGGCCGCUUCAAUUCAGCGACAAGAAGGCGUUGACCGAGCCAAAUCCAAUUUCCAAGAAGACGACCAUAUCCCACCCCAGUUCCGUGCUCGUCUUGCCGACUAUUUCAAGAGCGGAUUUGAUCGGGGCCACAUGGUCCCUGCAGCCGACGUCAAGUUCGAUCAACAAGCCAUGAACGAGACGUUCUAUCUGACCAACAUUUCACCUCAAGUCGGUGAAGGCUUCAAUCGUGACUAUUGGGCCCACGUGGAGAACUUUUGUCGGUCCUUGACCAAGACAUUCCCUGACGUCUAUGUGUUCACUGGCCCCUUGUAUCUGCCUCGCCAAGAGGCUGAUGGCAAGUUCUAUGUCAAAUACCAAGUCAUCGGUAACCCGCCCAACGUGGCUGUCCCUACCCAUUUCUACAAGGUCAUUCUCACCGAGCACAAUGGCAAGUACAGUGUCGGCGCAUUCGUUUUGCCCAACGCACGCAUUCCGGACGAUGUCCCUCUCGAACGUUUCCGCGUGCCCUUGGAUGCAGUAGAGCGUGGCGCUGGUCUUACCUUCUUUGACAGAAUGGAUAAGAACGGUCUGCACGAUCUGUGCAAGGAGACCAAGUGCCAGCUUGUUCUGUCCAAGUUCCACGAAGCUCAGAAGCAAAAGAAGAUCUCAUCAUAA